UUUCGCCCGCUGGUGUCUGAGCUGGUGGUGCAAAACGCCUGCGGGCACCUGGGCUUAAAAAGCGACGAGAUCUGCUGGACUAACUCCGAGAGCUUCGCCGCCUGGUGCCGCUUCGGGAAAAGGGAGUUCAAAGCCGGCGGGGAGCGGCGGGCUGCCGCCGGCACCCCGCACCAGCAGCAGUACUAUCUCAAGAUUCACUUGGCGGAGAACAAGGUCCACACGGUGAGGUUCCACAGCCUGGAGGAUCUAAUACGCGAGAAGCGCAGGAUCGAUGCCAGUGGCAAACUGAGGGUGAUCAAAGACCUGGCUAUAGUGGAUGGGGAAGAA
Messenger RNA from Apaloderma vittatum (bar-tailed trogon), 327 nucleotides. It is a transcript of the gene LRATD1, whose product is annotated as family with sequence similarity 84, member A. The transcript has a single exon. The annotation marks the transcript as partial. NCBI's taxonomy places the organism in Eukaryota, Metazoa, Chordata, Aves, Trogoniformes, Trogonidae. The record is from RefSeq and is a predicted model, not a curated record.